Messenger RNA from Vespula pensylvanica (western yellowjacket), 5280 nucleotides. RefSeq lists its product as uncharacterized. The transcript is spliced from 27 exons. The coding region runs from base 984 to 5276 and encodes 1430 amino acids. The record is from RefSeq and is a predicted model, not a curated record. Lineage: Eukaryota; Metazoa; Arthropoda; Insecta; Hymenoptera; Vespidae. Gene Ontology annotation, biological process: negative regulation of cell population proliferation.
UUAUUAUAUAAACAAAUAUAUGCAUGCAAUCAUAUGCAUAUAUGAUUAUUGUGAAAAUGGAAACAAUAUUAUUAUAUUUAUAUGUGAUUAUGUAGCUUUGUAUGGAUAUGGCAUAACGAAAAAAACAUAAUGUCAAAAUUUUAUUGGUAUUAUCUCACAAACGUUAAACUAGAUUCAAGUUUAAUUGUGUAGGCAUAUCCUCUUAUUUAUAUAAAAAAAGAAAAGAAGAAAAAUAAUGAAAUAUCAUUUACUUUUCAUUACAUAAAAAAAGAAUAUGUAUUCUGGUUCAUAACCCAGAAUUAAAAAAUAUAAAAUCCUAGGAUUUUACUUGCAUAACACAUUUGUACAUACACGUUCAUUUCUGAUCCUUUAUAUGAAGAUUGUUUCGAAUAAACAAUACUAACAACUAAUUCUUUGGCAAAUGUUUAGUACUCCUACUCUCCUAUAUAAGAAUAUAUAGAAGAAAAAGAAUACAAUAAAAUACAAUAUACUAAUAAUGGCAAUAUACAACAGGAAGAUUAUAAGUGUUCAAUGUUUUUAAUAUUAUGAAAUGAUAAUGAUUAAUAUAAUUAUUUGUAAGAAUUUUCUAGAUAGUCAUUUGUUAAUUGUCUUUAAAAAUGUCAUACAUUUUAUAAUGCUCUUGUUUAUUCUAGUAUUAUUUAUCUUUUGAAUACAGAAGAGCAGUAAAAUGAAUUCUAUAUCAUUAUUGUCGCACUCUAAAUAUGUGCCGUGCAAAAAUAAAACAUGCUGGAAAACGUCAUACAAGCGUCAUAAAAAUCAUUGCUCUGAUUACAUUUUACAUCGAAUAUCAUUGCACUUAUGGAUUGUUAGUAAUCAUAUAUUUAUAUUUAAUAUCUAACUCUGAUAUAUCUUACUAUCUAAUUUCGUAGGAUAAAUAUUAUGAAAACGAGCUCGAUGAUGAUAGUUCGGAGAUCAAAUUCAUUAAGAAGAAAUUAACUAAAAUAGAUGAAACAUCUGAAUUAAUGAAAUAUCUUCCUAAGAUGAUAAGAAUAAAAUCAAGAAUAAUUAGAAAUCAUCUAACGAAGAAAUCAUUUAUAGAAAGAAAUCAAGGUUGUAUGAUUUCUCGAAUAUUUGAUACAGUCAAAAGAGGUAGUACAUACAAAGCAGAAUUAUAUAGAUACAUCUUAAUUGCAAAACCAGAUCAUGUGUGUUUUCAUAAUUUUCAAGAAAACGUUUUAUACAAGAAGACAAUAAUAUUAACAAAUAUUAGUAUUUAUUCAACAAAAUUUCAAAUACAGCCUAUAUCUCGUCCUUCUAAAUUUAUAGUUACACUUCAAAAUAAAAAAUUAGAUAAAAAUUUUAUUGCCCCAGGAAUGCAACUUAAGUUAAUUAUUUCUUUUUAUACCGAAGAUUUAUACGAGCGAGAAGAAAUUGUUACUAUAUAUGUUCAACAUGGAAGACCAAUUAAUAUUAGAUUACAAUGUAGUAGAGAUCCUCCUAUGUUGAAAAGGAUUAUAAUACCACGUUUAAAGUAUGCAGAAUUCAAGAGAAAUACUUUUUGUGCAACUGAAAAUACUACGAUGUCUAGCAAUUCAUGCAAAUCAGAUAUAACUGAGUAUUCAAGUACUAUCAAAGAGUUUAACAAAUAUUAUUCUAACAAAAAAUCAUUAAUAACUGCCGUUAACUCAGAUAUGAUUUUUGAAUGUGGAAAAUGUUUUGUUGGUGAACAAGUUGCCUUGCAAAUUAAAUUUAAAAAUAUUGGAGCCGACGGAAAAUUCAUUGUAAUAAGUGAAAUUGAUUGGUACAGCAUGUGUAUAGAAGAUAUCACAGAUGUAAAUAUACUCACUUUACAAUACUUUGCUGUAUGGCCAGCAUAUUUUGUUUUGAAGUCACAAGAAGAUGUAUUCAUUCAUACAUAUUUCUUUCCCGAUUCUUAUGGAAUGCAUGUGGAUACGUUAUACAUAGUUUCUGACAAUUAUUCUGUUAAAUCCUUUGAAUUAAUUGGUGAUGGUAUUAUGUAUGAACCACAGACUUUUCAAAUUAAUAGCCAAUCGGAAAGGACGCAUUUAUUCUUGACAAAAAUUGAUAUGAAAUUUGUUGCUCAUUAUGAUCUACAUAUUCAGAGAAAUUCUUUGAAAGAAUUUGAAGUUGUAACCAAGAAUAUUUCAAUAACUAAUACCAGUCAAAUGUAUAUGUUUUUUCGUUGGGAAAAAUAUUCAGUAAAAGUUAAUCAACAAAAUGAAAUGGAGAAUGAAAUAGAGGGUGAAAACGACGAUGAAAAUUUUGCGGAUUAUUUUUAUAUAGUACCUAAAAGUGGAAUGUUUCUUGCUUCUGCUGUUUUAAAUUUUAAAAUAGUCAUUACAAUUUCAUCUAUUAAUUUGCCUCAUGAUCACAUAUAUGGUUUUCUUCAAUUAUAUGUUGAAGAUAUACCUCAAGCUGCUAUAUCAAAAACCCAUAAAUUCUCGACUAUAGAAAGUCAAACAAGAAGACGUGUUUGCACUACUAAUUCUGUGGAUAUCUUAGUGGCUGAUAUUAAAUUAAUACAAACUUUGUAUGAUACAUCAAUUAAGAAGAAAUCAGAUGAAUACAUUGAUAUAUUGGAAGAUGAAGGCAUUCUUGAAAUUGAUAUAUCACAAACCAUAAUGAAAAAAGAAUGGUCAGAUCUAAACAUAUAUGGUGAUCGAAUAUGUACAUUAAUGCCAGCAUUGAUGCUGGAAGAAUUAUUUUCCACUCUUGAUAUUAUUGACAUAAAAACAAUUAAAUCACUUAUUUGUGAACCAAUCAUCAUCAGUCAUGGAGUUCUACGACCACUUAGAUUAUUUAUUGGCAUAAAGGAAAUCUUCACUGUGAAUAUAAAAAAUGUGACAACCACUUCAGUUUCAUAUAGUUGGGGUAAUCCUGUGGGAUCAGAUUGCUUAAAAUUACAACUUAUUUUUUGCUGCGAAAGUGGUUGCAUUCCAGCAGGUGUUACAGAAAGUAUACAAAUCAUCUGUUGUCCGAUUGAAGAGGGAUAUGUUGAGUCUUUAUACAUACCAUGUUAUGUUAACUAUUCACAAAAGAUUAUAUUUUUACAAGUUGAAUGUGAGAUUAAAUCAUUUUACGUUACUUUUCAUAUUCCAUAUUCAGAUGAUAUUUUAAAAACAUCUGACAUUUACUUUGAAUGGCAUACCUCUAGUAUUAGCGUGCGGCCUAAUUUAUUGGCAUUACAAAACUUAAUGCUAAACAAGAUUAUUUCUGAAAAAGAUGAUACAAUUAACAAUUUACAAAAGUAUUAUUCCGAAUCUUUUGAAAUGAUUCAAAGUAUAUAUUAUGAAAAAACAGGAGAAGCAGAUUAUGAGGAAGAAGAAGCAUUUAAUCAAUUAGUGCCUUUUAAUAAAUUUAUAUCAAUAUGUCAUCCUGUUACAAUUGAAUUUUUGGAAGUACCUUUAGGAGUUGCUACAAAGAGAACGUUCUUGAUAAAAAAUGAAACUUCUAUUAAAUCGAGUUUUUGGUUGAAAAUAAAUAAUUUUUAUCCAGUUUAUAUAACGGACAAAGGAAAGAUAAAGAAAGAUAUGAUGCAAUCUAUUUAUAAAAUGAUAAUAAGUCACCAUACAGAAGAUAUUUGGGACGAAAUAAAACAGCCCAACUCCGGUAUACUUAUUUACGUAAAUCCUUUUAUAACAGAAUUAACUCCGUACAAAGAUGUAUUUGUGGAUAUAUACGUAUUUGUUGAUACAUGGGGAAUUUAUACAGACGAAUUGGAAAUAAAUAUUCUUGGAUUACCCCCAUAUAUAUUAAGUAUUUGUGUGCAAGUUACAAAAAUGCCUAUAUCAUUUCCAAUAUGUGAAAAAACACAACUGAAAAUACCCAUGUGUAGAUUUGGAAUUCUUCCUGCGAGUUCUCAAAAAGAAAUCAGAAAAAUUUUUAUAAGAAAUAGCAGUAGUGUACCAUUAAUCAUAAACUGGCAAAUUGUUUUGACGGGAAGUUAUUCUAUGCCAUUUAAUCUCAUAUUACAUAUGCGUACCCAUUUUACAAAUAACUUAGCAAUGGCUUUAAGAAAACUAAAGGACAAAAAUGAAAAUGAAAAAUUACAAAGAAAACGUUUAGAGGUCUAUGUAGAUGAAAAUAAUUGUCAGAUGUUAAAUGAUUCACCAUGCAUCGUUUCUACAGAUUCAGAUUCAAAUUAUGAAUCUGAUAUCUUUGAAUACGAAAUGUGCUCAAAUAUUUUUGACUGUCAAUAUGACAGUCAAAUUAACAAAUCCGGAACUACGGAAUUUCAAGUAGACUUGAUUCCUAAUAAUCUUAUAGAUAGUAAUAUUUGUACUAUUUAUCCAGAUGAAACUUUUAUACCACCUAAAGGAAAAACGUAUGUCGAAAUAAAAAUAUUUCCAAAUAAGUGCCCGUUAUAUAAAGACAGAUAUCAAUUAUUUUGUAAUGCUUUAGGUUUUAUACAAGUUGCUCCAAUGGAUAAAUACAAGAAGAGACAUUAUUGUAGGCACAACAGUUUAUUAACACCAUUAAUGAUUCAAAUUGAAGCACAAAUUGUUUUGUCACGUCUUACUUAUGACAUCCCUAAAUUUGAUAGAUUGUUCACAUUUUAUGCUGACGAUGUAAUGAGAAGUUCUCAUCGUACAAUGAAGAUUAAAAAAAUUUACGUUUUUUAUAAUAAAGGAGAAAUCCCAAUAUUUGUGAAAUUUGAGAUAACUGAUCCAUUUACAAUAGAUUAUAUUCAUAAUCAUUAUAAAAUAAAUAGAUAUGUGAAAGAAAUAUGCAUAGAUGGAUGGACUUCUAUAGAAGUACACGUUGCUUGUUCAGUAGAUGCUAUGCUAAUUGAAGAGAUAAUAGAAACCAAAAAAGAUACAAGCUCACAAUAUAGAUUAGGAUUUUCAAAACAUACAAAUAAUUGGUUUAAUAAAGGACAAUUACGUAUUAUAUAUACUGACUACAGUAGCCAGGUACUAAAGUUGCUUUUAAAUAUUUAUUUACCUUUAUUACGAGUUUCUCCAUGUUUGAACUUCGAACAUGUUUGUAUCGGAGAAGAGAAAAAAUUUAUAUUGGAUGUUGAAAAUUUGUCUGCUUACAAAUGUGAAGUUGAAAUCAAAAAAACUAAGUUCAACGAAGAUUUUAAUUAUAAUCCUGAUAAGGGAGAAAUACUUGCUCGUCCUGUUAAUGGAAAACAUAUUUUACCAAUUACAGUAUGUUUUAGUCCAAGGAAAAUCGGACCAUCCAUAGAAAUAUUAAAAAUAAUGUCCACUGUACCAAAUUAUGAAGAAAAAUGUGUACUUUGCGGCGAAGGAGUUUUAAAUGAAGAUUGUCAGCAAAACGAAGCGCAAUAAAUUU